CAUCUUGGAAGUAGCAAAUCCUGUAACCUGAACUUCCUUACAUUUUUUACUAAUUGUACGAAUCUGCGAGUAUUGGGUAUAGGUUACAAUCGUCUAGGCGACGAAUUGCCCAAUUCCAUAUCCAAUCUCUCGACUCAGCUCAGGAUAUUCACUAUGGGUUCAAACAUGAUACAUGGAAGCAUUCCUGUGGGAAUUGGUAACCUUAUCAGUUUGACAUUACUUGGCAUGGAAGGGAAUAUGUUCACUGGUACUAUCCCUGCUGCCUUGGGGACACUUAAGAAAUUACAGAAAUUGUAUUUAAACUAUAACAGAUUGUCAGGUCUAAUUCCUUCCUCCAUAAGCAACUUGACCCAAUUGAUUGCAGUGUUCAUGGAGGAGAAUAACUUAGAAGGAAAGAUACCUGCUAGUCUGGGAAAUUGUCAAAAUUUGUUGCAAUUGAACCUCUCUUUUAAUAACCUAAGUGGUACCAUACCAAAAGAAGUUAUUAGUAUUUCUUCCCUUUCCAUUUCAUUUGCAGUGAAACAUAAUUCUUUGACUGGUUCGUUACCAGUAGAAGUAGGUAACUUGAAAAAUCUCGUGGAGUUGGAAGUCUCUGAGAACAAAUUUUCAGGUGAAAUACCAAGCACACUUGGCAGUUGUGUUAGCUUGGUACGCCUAUACAUGGCUGGUAACUCCUUCCAAGGAUAUUUUCCACUCUCCUUUGAGGCUUUAAGAGCACUAGACGAAGUGGAUCUUUCACUCAAUAAGCUUUCUGGGAUGAUACCACAAUAUCUUGAGCAUUUCUCAUUCUUGAAGAAACUUAAUCUCUCUUUCAAUGAUUUCGAAGGCGAAGUACCAAAUCUAGGGCCCUUUGCAAAUGCAAGUGCAAUUUCAGUAGUUGGAAACAGGGGUCUCUGUGGUGGUAUGCCAAAAUUACAAUUGCCCAGAUGCUCCAAAGAAGCCCCUCAUAGAGGAGGGAAGGUUUCUUCAUCAGGUAUAAGAAUCAUACUUCCUAUUGUGAUUUUGACGAUUGUUGUCAUUUCAUGUCUCGUUACUAUCUUCUUUUGGACGAGACGCCCACGGAAGAGAGCUUUAGUAGCAUCUUCUUCUAAUGAUUGGCAAUCACGUAUCUCUUACUCGGAGCUAUUUAGAUCAACUAAUGGAUUCUCAGAGGAUAAUUUGGUUGGUCUUGGUAACUUUGGUUCUGUGUAUAAAGCAGUUAUACAAGAAAGUGAAGCAGUAGUUGCUGUGAAGGUAUUGAACCUUCAGCAACGAGGAGCUUCUAAAAGUUUUGCAGCUGAAUGCGAGACCUUGAAAAACAUUCGGCAUCGAAAUCUUCUCAAGAUAUUGACAGUCUGCUCAAGUAUUGAUUUUGAAAAGAAGGAAUUCAAUGCUAAAGUUUACGAAUUCAUGCCCAAUGGGAAUCUCGACGAAUGGUUGCAUCCAAGAAUUGGUCAAAUCAAGCCUCUAAACCUUAUUCAGAGGUUAAACAUAGCCAUCGAUGUAGCUGCUGCCUUGGAAUAUCUUCAUUUUGAUUGUGAAACACCAAUCAUUCAUUGUGAUCUGCCAAGCAAUGUGCUUCUUGACAAAGAUAUGACUGCUCAUGUUGGUGACUUUGGACUUGCACAAUUUCUUUCCGAAAGAUCCAUUACUUCCUCCAACAGUCAAAGCAUAUCAAUUGGGUUAAAAGGAUCUAUUGGGUACGUUCCUCCAGGCAAAAGCCCCACUCAUGACAUGUUUAAAGAUGGUCGAAGCCUCCAUGAAUUUGCUGCAGCAGCGUGGCCUGAACGAGUGAUGGAGAUUGCAGAUCCUCUAAUGUUCUUGGAAGAAGAGGAGGUCCCUUGGUAUGUGGAAGGUGACUUCAAUGUGACCUUACUUUCCAGUGAGAAGCGGGGUCCGGGUCGAUUUAAUAUUGGUUCGGUGGCUAACUUCCAAGAAAUUGUAGAUUCCUGUUCUCUUUUUCAACUCCCCUCUCAGGGAAUUUCUUUACCUGGUCGAAUAAUAGAAGAAGAGGUGUUCCUAAACCUGCAAAUUGUCCGUUUUGGUUUCAUAAAUUCUAGUCGAAGCAUGAGGAUUCAUGAGGGUGGUGCUUUUCCUAAUAUUAAUCAAGCUUUUGAUGCUGCUGAAGCCAAAUUGAAAGAAGUGCAGGAGAAUAUUGAGAGAAAUGGCAUGUCAGACACUCUUUUUAAUCUGGAAGCUGAGGUUAAGAUGGUUCUACUUAAAGCUACUGAGUUGCAUGAGAAAUUAUGGGCGGAGAAAUCAAGAAAUAGAUGGCUUAAAGAAGGAGACAGGAAUUCUAAAAUUUUCCAUCUAUCAACCAAAAUUCGGAGAGGGAAAAGCUUAAUUCGGUCCAUUAAAAAGGAAGAUGGCAAGGUAGUUUCUUCUCAAUCUGAUAUUGUUGAUUAUGUGGUUAGGUUUUAUGAAUCUUUUCAUAAAAAAAUUCCCCUUUCUGCUCACCAUGAUCUUCUUGAUUGUAUCGCGUGA
Molecule: messenger RNA, 2463 nt
Organism: Telopea speciosissima
Lineage: Eukaryota; Viridiplantae; Streptophyta; Magnoliopsida; Proteales; Proteaceae
Product: putative receptor-like protein kinase At3g47110
Exons: 5
Coding region: 154-2463 (769 amino acids)
Biological process (GO): protein phosphorylation
Molecular function (GO): protein binding; protein kinase activity; ATP binding
Source: RefSeq, a predicted model, not a curated record